CCAGACCUGGAAAAGGGUCUGGAGAUGAGGAAGUGGGUCCUGUCGGGCAUCCUGGCCAGCGAGGAAACCUACUUAAGUCACCUUGAGGCUCUCUUGCUGCCCAUGAAGCCUUUGAAAGCGGCUGCCACCACCUCCCAGCCAGUCCUGACGAGCCAGCAGAUUGAGACCAUCUUCUUCAAAGUGCCUGAGCUCUACGAAAUCCACAAGGAGUUCUAUGAUGGGCUUUUCCCACGUGUUCAUCAGUGGAGCCACCAGCAACGGGUGGGGGACCUCUUCCAGAAGCUGGCCAGCCAGCUGGGAGUGUACCGGGCCUUCGUGGAUAACUACGAGGUUGCCAUGGAGAUGGCCGAGAAGUGUUGCCAAGCCAACGCGCAGUUUGCAGAAAUCUCGGAGAAUCUCAGAGCUAGAGGCUCCAAGGACACAAGAGACCAGACAACAAAAAACUCUUUGGAAACUCUCCUCUACAAGCCGGUGGAUCGGGUCACACGCAGUACACUUGUACUCCACGAUUUACUGAAGCACACCCCAUCAAGUCACCCCGACUGUCUGCUCCUGCAGGAUGCACUCCGCAUCUCCCAGAACUUCCUGUCUAGCAUCAAUGAAGAGAUCACCCCCAGGAGGCAAUCCAUGACUGUCCAGAAAGGGGAG
Python bivittatus (Burmese python) is the source of this 648-nucleotide messenger RNA. The record is from RefSeq and is a predicted model, not a curated record. NCBI's taxonomy places the organism in Eukaryota, Metazoa, Chordata, Lepidosauria, Squamata, Pythonidae.